Molecule: messenger RNA, 1926 nt
Organism: Conger conger (European conger)
Lineage: Eukaryota; Metazoa; Chordata; Actinopteri; Anguilliformes; Congridae
Product: ornithine decarboxylase 1-like
Exons: 10
Coding region: 168-1616 (482 amino acids)
Cellular component (GO): cytoplasm
Molecular function (GO): ornithine decarboxylase activity
Source: RefSeq, a predicted model, not a curated record
CUCACUCACAGCCGGGAACAGUACCACAGUUACAGUGACAAGCUCAGCUGGUCAGGUCAGGGCAGGACAAUACAUUUUAUUUCCAGGUUUCCCAUCUAAUAGACAUACUCUUUGUGGAUUCUUUUCAAGGUCCGUGUCUGAAACGGAAGCGAAGAGCCAACGAGACCAUGAGCGCGUUCACUCCUGAGGACUUCGGCUUCGCCUUCCUGGAGGACGGGGCCACGGUCCAGGACGUCAUCGAGCAGAGGAUCAGCGAGCUGUCCAAGACGGAUGCCAGAGAGGCCUUCUACGUGGCGGACCUGGGGCAGGUGGUGAGGAGGUACCUGAGGUGGGUGCGGUUCAUGCCUCGUGUCACGCCCUUCUACGCCGUCAAGUGCAACGACAGCCGGCCCCUGGUCUUGGCGCUGGCUGCCCUGGGGACAGGGUUCGACUGUGCCAGUGAGUAUGAGGUGGAGCUCGUGAAGUCUCUCGGGGUGGACUCCGGCAGGAUCAUCUACGCCAACACCUGUAAGCAGCCUUCCCACCUCAAACACGCCGCCGCCCAAGGCAUCCAGAUGAUGACCUUCGACGAUGAGGGGGAGCUUCUUAAGAUCGCCAAUUGUUAUAAAGAUGCCAAGCUGGUCCUCCGCAUUGAGACGGAUGACUCGGAUUCCAUGUUCCCACUGAGCAACAAGUUCGGUGCGACAGUGGAGAUGGGCAAGUUCCUCUUGAAGCGGGCGAAGGAGCUGGCCCUGGACGUCAUCGGGGUCAGCUUCCACGUGGGCAGCGCCUGCAAAAACCCCAAGGCCUACACAAAGGCCAUCGCAGACGCCCGCAUCCUCUUUGACAAGGGGGCAGAGCUGGGCUGCAACAUGACCCUUCUGGACAUUGGUGGGGGAUUCCCUGGUUACGACAUUCCUGACUUGUUUGUGUUUAAGGAGUUCGCGGCUGAAAUAAACCCGACACUGGACAAGUACUUUCCCGCCAGCAGCGGAGUCCGAAUAAUCAGUGAGCCGGGCCGCUACUUCCCAUCUACAGUCUACACGCUGGCUGUCAAUAUCAUCGGCAAGAAGGUCGCUGCCAUCAGUGAGAAGGAGAAGCAGGACAGUGAUGGCGAAGAUGUGCACAAAAACAGGAUGAUGUACUACGUGAAUGAUGGGAUCCACGGCUCAUUCAAAUUCGUCCUUUUUCCCAACGCCUUGGUCCUGCCAAAUCCGUGCCAGAAACGCCAGCUAAAUGAGCGCACCUACUCCAGCACCAUCUUCGGCCAGACCUGUGAUGGGCACGACCUCAUCAUGGAGGAUUUUCAGCUUCCCGAACUGCGGGAGGGCGAAUGGCUGCUGUUCCACAACAUGGGGGCCUACACCAUCACCACCUCCACCACCUUCAACGGCUUCCAGAAGCCUGACAUCCACUACGUGAUGUCCCGGAGCAUGUGGCAACACAUUGAGGAUAUCUCUGCUGCUAAGGGCCUGUACGCCCCUGAGGAGGAGGCCAGUGAGGAGCCAGAGAUCUGCAGCUUUCUGAAACCGGGCCCCGCCCGCAAGCUGUACGAACAGUACGCCAAGCAAGCUGUACCCAGGAUCAUUGAGGCAAUGGAACUGCAGAGAAAGAGAGAGAUGCAAGACCGUGUAUGAACUCUUUCCCAAGAGCAUAGGGUGUGAAUUUUCUCUUUUGAAUAAUUGGGGAACACUUAAAGAUAAUGACUAAUUCAAAGACGCAGCUUAUGAUACAAGCUUAUGAUUGCUUACUUCAGCCUUUGGCUCCUGGCUUCAUUGAUGAAUGGCCUCAAUCUCACUGUUGGGGGACCAGUUUCUAGAUGUGUCCAAUCCCCAGACAUCACUGCCUGGGCAUCUGUUCUCAGGCUAUCACUGGUAGAGACCUCUAUUUCCUUGGAGGUUCUACUUAUACUUCUGCAUGUAUAGGACAUAGUGUAUCAUCCUGUUA